GCCCCAGGUCCCGUCUCUCUGCCCUCGAUUGGUCUUCAGUGACUUCAUGAGCCCCCCCUCCGUUUACCUUACAUGGUCACACGUUGCCUUAAUGGACGCUUUCUUCCAAGAUCCCACGACUGCGCGGAGAGGAGUGAGGAGGGAGGGAGGGAGAUUGGGGAGGGGGAAGAGGAGCAGCGGCUGGAGAAGGAGGAGGGGAAAGAAAGGAGGGGGGGAGGACUACAAACUAGCAGGGAUGGGGUGGGGGGUGGGGAGGGAAGGGGGGGGAAGCGAUCGCGAGAGAAAAAAAAAUGCAACCUCCCAAAAUAAAGAGCAAAGAUUGCAUUAGGAGCGAACAGCAAUGCAGAAAUAGAUGGCAGCUUCGUGUCAGUGAGUUUGCAUCCCCCUUCCUGGUCCACGAGCUGGAGUGAUUAGAGCCCUGGAAGGGAAUUAUUGCAUUUACUACAGUGGAGAAGUACCCCUUUCCUGGCAGCCGUUUCCACUGUACAUGUUGGAUGCCUCUCUCCAUCCUCUUUCACUCUCUCUCCUCUCCUCUCCUCUCUCCCUUUCUCCUCCGCAUUGAUUUUUUUUAAGUGUGACUGAAACGAAACAAACCAAACCAAAAGGGACCCUGGAUUUAUGCCUUUUUUUGGGGGGGUGAGACAAACAAACAAAUAGACAAACAAACAAACAAAACUGUGGAAGGGGGAGGGUUUCUCCUCCUGCUUUGCCCAGCAGCAGCAGCAGCAUGGACGUGUUGGCUAGUUAUAGUAUAUUCCAGGAGCUGCAACUUGUCCACGACACCGGCUACUUCUCAGCUUUGCCAUCCCUGGAGGAGAACUGGCAGCAGACAUGCCUCGAAUUGGAACGCUACUUGCAGACAGAGCCCAGGAGGAUCUCAGAGACUUUUGGUGAGGACUUGGACUGCUUCCUUCAUGCCACUCCUCACCCAAGCAUUGAGGAAAGCUUCCGGCGCCUGGAUCCCCUCCUGCUCCCCAUGGAAGCCUCACCAUGUGAGAAAAGCUCUGCAGUGGACAUUCUGCUCUCCCGGGACAAGUUGCUAUCUGAGACCUGCCUCAGCCUGCAGCCACCCAGUUCCUCCUUAGAUAGCUACACAGCAGUCAACCAGGCCCAACUCAAUGCAGUAACCUCAUUAACGCCCCCCUCCUCCCCUGAGCUCAGCCGCCAUUUGGUCAAAACCUCACAGACUCUCUCAGCUGUAGAUGGCACAGUGACAUUGAAACUGGUGGCCAAGAAGGCUGCGCUCAGCUCAGUAAAGGUGGGAGGGGUGGCAGCCGCAGCAGCAGUGGCAUCAGCUGGGGCCAUAAAGAGUGGACAGAGUGACAGUGAACAAGGAGGAAUUGGGGCUGACGCAUCCCCUGAAAACAAGAAGAGGGUUCACCGUUGUCAGUUUAACGGGUGCCGGAAGGUUUAUACAAAAAGCUCCCACUUAAAGGCCCACCAGAGGACUCACACAGGUGAGAAGCCUUAUAAGUGUUCAUGGGAAGGGUGUGAGUGGCGUUUUGCACGAAGUGACGAGCUUACAAGGCACUACAGGAAACACACAGGUGCAAAGCCCUUUAAAUGCAACCACUGCGACAGGUGUUUUUCCAGGUCUGACCACCUUGCCCUCCAUAUGAAGAGACAUAUCUAAAUAACCUAAUGACCAGAGGAGCUCCAUGGCACCGGCUGUUGUCUAAAGGAAGACUCUUUAGACAGAGGGCUGGAAUUUGGUCAGAACUUGCUGCCUUGCGGAAGAGAGAGAAAGAGAGAGACAGAGAGAGUUCUCACAUAUAAACCUCUGUGUACACACACACAAACACACACACACGCACACACACGCACGCACACACACUCUGUCAUGCACUCAACUAUACUCGAGAUAUCUACGUUUGUUCUUUAUGCCUUGCCCUAGCCAGAUGGUAGAAGAUGAUGAAGAAACCAGGUGAACUCUCAGCAAGGCAGAAAGGCUGCUUACUUCAGCGCUAUCGGAAUUGCAUCCCGCUGUUGGCAAUGGAAUUCAAAGAAAAUGGAUGUGACUUCCCUGCAGGUGGACAGCAGCAGUAAGAGGGGCUUAUUUAACUUGCUUCUCAAUGCAACUUUAUAGGAGAAUACAUCAUCUUAAAGUUGCAUACUUGUAGCACUAACUUGUCGUCUUUUUAAAUGGUUGGGGGAAAAAAAUGACCUAGAAAACCAAAUCCCAGUUUGGUAGCCAAAAUUAACCUCUUGGUUCAUUUGUCCUUUGUGUCAGAAAAAUCCCAAUAUUCAAAGCGUCAGACUUCCUCACAGACCUUUUGAUCUGUUUUGGUUCUUCAUAGGACUGAGCUAUUGAGAUCUUUUCAAGUCCGUACCAAUGGCCUUAAUGGCAGUAGACUGUGGAAUGACACCUUACACUUUCUGGCCUGCGAUCGUGUAGACUUCGUGAAGGAGGAAUUUUCUUUUCUUACUUUUUGCACACCAUAUGCACUAGGGAUUCUGGAAACUUCUAGCAUGACUUCAAAGUGGCCAAGAGAAUAAAACCCUUGAAAAAAAAUCACAGUGUAUCCCUUUGGCCUCACCUUAUUGCCAUAGCUAGAUUUUUUCUUUUUAAUCUCUCUGAUUUUGCUAAUGAAAACUUGAAAAGCUUAUUUGGAAGCUUAAAUGUUUUAUCUUUUCUCCAUGGACUAAAACCUCUAGGACUAUCUCGUCACCUGGAUGCCCGAAUCUUGGAGUGGCCAAUCAGAUGUGACAUCACACUUCUUAUAUCCUCCUUGGGGCGUGCUGGCCUCAGCCCAUGGUGAUCAACAAAUUGUGUUGUGUGUUAUUGUUGCGACCCUACUAACCAGUUACAGCAUAGAUGUCUCUAGCCUCAAAGGGCAGCUGUGUCUUUAACCUAACUUUGGGUUAUGACCUGACAAAAAAAAAAAAGCCAAAAAUACCCCUCCGUCCAGGAGUGGGGGGGAAAACAAGGAUGCCUCCCAAGUCCAGAGGCUUCACACAGCAUCAGUCAAUCCUUCUUUCUCAUUUCCACUGAGAUCAUAUUAUCCUGCUUGUUCAGAAGGGAAGAAAGGUACACUUUAAGAAUCCAUUGUGGGAAUGAAGGGCUGGCAUUUAUGUAAAGUGUUGAGUUUUUCUGUCUAAGGGAGAGAAGUAUUGCUCAUUCCAGGCAUGGCUUGUGACUUAGAGCAUCCAGGACUAGCAGUGGCCCCCAAAAUUAUUCACCAAGCUAAAUCCUGCCCGUUGUUCAAUUUGACCUUUGGAGCUCAAAGGAGAUCUAGAUUCCUCACUUUUUCAUCACACACGUAAAAAUUGAUCUAUAUACCUGUAUCUCUAGCUGGUUGGCACUGGCCUCAACUCCAAAGACUGCCUUUAGGGCCAUUAAAUGGCCUAUGCAAGCAGGUGGGGUGGUCACUAGGACAGGUUGUAUAUUUUGUAUAUUCUUGGACCAUCCCUUCAAGACACAUCUAGAAAACAAAAAUGGCAUUUGGUCCACCAAUGGUCGCUGCUCCUUCAUACCAGCCGGCUACCCUCCUGCCCUCCUUUUUGACUGUUUUGACUCAUUGACUGUUAAAAUGUCACCCCAGACAUAUUUGGGAUGCAAAACUGAACUUUCUUUAAAAUAAUAAUAAUAAUAAUAAUUAAACAUAAACAACAUGAGUAGUCAUCAAGAUCUUUGGCACUUGAUUUUCCUCAGCUUUCUGUAACUUUUGAUUUCAUUGAGAUGUUGAAACUCCUCCACUGUGAGUAAAUGAGCCUCUUUAGCCAAAUGCUGUGGGCUUGCCAUUUGGAUGUUUGGGGUGGGAGGGUGGGGGAGAGGGAUUUUAAGGUCUGGCCCAUAGAAUUUCUUUGGAGACAUGGACCAAAACAAAGAAAAACUCUACAACAACAACAAAAAAAUCAACACAAUCAUGUAUACACAAACAUACACAUGCACAUACACACACAUACACACAUACACACACACACAGAAAUUCUACCCAUCUGCUGGAGGCAAUGAUAUAAACAUUAGUCGGAGGGUAUUUUUAAAGAAAAAAAAUUAAUUUUAUUCCAAAGAUGUAAAACUUAAACACAAGUUAGAAACAAUUCCUGGAGCACUGCUUGCUGACAAUCUUGUAGUUCUCUACUUCUACAUUUGAAUACUUUUUUGGCCAUUCCAUCUGGAGUUCCAUGGGAUUGCAUUUGAAUGUGUGGAGCAGCAUCCUUUCCGGGUGAUAGCUGGGUGUGUGAGUGUACUUGAACCUCAGCUGUAUUCCUCUGCAGCACAUCCAGCCAGUGCAUUAGAUGAAAAUGUAGACACCCUAGAAUCUCAUUUCUGUUUGCGGCCUUCAGCAUGAGUGCAUGGACACAUCACAUCACUCGGGGCAACAGGCCUUGGGCUGCCAACAUCCAUGAGGGUCCUCUCCUGAGCAAUAGCUGCUCUUGCCUCUUGAAAUGCUACUAUUAUUAAGGGUCUACAAGGCAACUUAAAUUUUAAACUGACAAUUCAAUGCAAGGCUCUUAAAAAAAUAACACCCAUAACUUUUUUUUUUAUAUAAAGAGUAAUCAUUAAUUAUUUACUUCCUAUCGUCAUUUGUGGACUUGUCAGGUUCUCAUUUAAAUGUGGCAGAACAAGGGCCCUUUGGUACUCAUCAGAAUGUCUGGAAUGUUUUGGUAAUUCCUCUAUCUUUCCUCGUACCAGUGAGACCCUUUGUUAAUUUGUUCCUGACCUUUCCCAGAGCUGGACUCAUUGAUAUUUGGUGGUGGCACUCUUACUCCUGAUUCAUUUGUUGGAACAUUAGAAUUGGUGAAGAACUUGAUAGUUGCUAUGUGUGUUACUUUACAGCUAUAUUACUUUAAGCUGAAGCAUCAGCUGUGAAUUAUAACCAGCCCCAAUUGGCACAGGAACUAGAUGCAAUUGUUUAGGAGAAACAAUUGAGUCAAAGUAUCCUCUGAAAAUGCCUUUCUUACCAGCUGGUAAGAAGGUACAAGGAUGAUUUGUAAGGGCCUAUUUGAGAAACCAAUCUUACACACACAUACAUGUACAUAUAUGUAGAACUGGUGCAUAUAGAUGCCUAUAUGUAUAUAUAUAUGUGUGUGUGUGUAUGUGUGUGUGUGUGUAUAAUGAGAGAGGUAAGAAAAUUAAGUAAGAUUAGGUGUUAAGAGUGGUAUUUUCCCAAUUGUUCCCUUUGGAACUACAAUCUCUUGACCUCCUUCAUUUAAAUUGGUAUCUUCUAACAUGUUGGGAAAUCCCAGCCAUGUAAGGAGAAUGCCAACAUGUUAUUUCAUGUAACAGACCUUUCAAAUAUAUUUUGCUCUGGGCUCACAAUUAACUUUGCAGAAUGGAAAAUAUUGUUGAUUUUUCUUUCUCUUCUGCUUAUGUGUCUUUUCUCCUUGCCACACAAAUAUAAUUCAAAGACAGGGUACCCCUAAAUCAUAAUGCUGCUCGUGGCUACCAGCCUCUCAGUUGUAUACAUAUCCCACAGAGCCUCCUGCCCCCUUGAUUGACUAAUUGUCACCGCCUAUUAGCCUGUUAGUGAAGGGUUUUAUGUCAAGAAAAAGAGAUAAUCUGAAUUCUAUGACAAAGAAGCAUCUUGUAAAAUAUUCCUGGACUCAGAAUGGAGCUCUUAUGAACUGGUUCUUUCCUUUUUUUUCCCCCUCCAAUGUGCUUUCCCCAGCAAAGAUCAUAACAAAUCUCCUUGAUUUCAUCACUUCUCCCUGAUUCUACUGGAGAUUACCCCCUCCACCCCCAUCUUCCACUCCCUCUCUACCAUCUCCCUGCUCUUUUGGAUGGCUUGAUUCUGAGGAGAUAAAAGCAAACUCAUAUGCAUGUUUAAUUGCACUGAUUCCUCUUUUAAAAAUUCCCUACAAGCCUAGAAGGCAGAGGAGAUUUUAAAAAGAAGGAUUUCACUUUGGCUCAGCUUCCAGGAUAGCCGUGUGGAUUUUUUUUUUUUUUGCACUGAAGGGAGGAAAUAAAUUGAACCUUGAGGUGUGUGUAUUCAAUAUAUUAAGACAUCAAUAUUACUAUGCCACUGCAACAAUUCUGUAGCUAAGCUCAAAAGAAGGUUAUUAAUCCAAUGCCAUUUAAUAAGACAUUUAAACAAGAGAACUACUUCUAAUGGCUCAAAUAUCUUUUUGAAAAUUUUUCCCCUCUGUGAAAGUCACUCCUUAAAAAUCCAUGGUAUGGGUAAUAUUUGCCAUUUCUAUUUUCCACUAUUUACCCUUGAGGGGGAAGGGGAAGAAGGCAGGAAAAAGGUAUAGGGAUGCGAAGCAUUUAAUUAUGCCACCAGGAAAAUCAGACACUUUAAAAAUAAAAUCUCUGUUCUGUGACAGCCAGCUUUUCUGGCUGUUAUCCUGCCCCCAGAUCUUUGCCAAAAUAAAAUAAAAUUUCAGAAAUUAGAAUCUGAUUGAAAUGCACUAGCUGAAGCUUUCCAGCUUGCAUUUCCCAGAAGUAACUGGCUGUCAUGCACAGGGGGUAGGAGAGCAAAUUCUGGGAGAUUGUUAUUCACUUAAAUACAUGUGGUGGGGUACCUUAUUUUCAACCUUAAAAUAUCUGUGAAUGGAGGCCAGAUUGAUCUCUUGGGUCCCUUUGCUGUCCUUCUGACAGCUAUGCGCAGGGGGCAAGAGAGCAAUUCUGGGAGGUUGUGAUUCACUAGGGUUGAUGCAGUGGGGCACCUUAUUUGAAAUCUUCUAAUACCUAGGAAUAGAGACUAGACUGGCCUCUUGGGGCCCUUCUCCAAGAGUCUUCAGGACCAGGAGAUGAGGAAGCAACAAAAAGUGUCAGAAUAAAGAACCACAACAUCACAACCUGCUUAGAAAUACCACAGGGCUAACAGCCUAAGGCUCCAGGGUUUUCUCUUGCUCUUCAAUACUCUCUCAAAUCUCCCUUGCUGGAAGAUCAUAGAAAAGCUAUCCUUGACUAUAUUCAUCCUUCAAAUCCUAAUACUGCUCUCUAGCUAUAGUCCAGGGGAAUCAGGUGUCCACAAACAGAGGAACCAUCUUAAGUCCUCAAUCCCCAACUAUCCCAAACUAGAGACUUUAUUGCUUUGGGGUUUUUUGCCCCCCCCCCCGCAUCCCCCUUUCCAAACAGGGCUUCUCCAUGACUGUGAGGGGAGAUGGAUGCAUUCUUUAUUGGGAUUAUGGGAUUAUUUUUACAAGUUUUUUCAACUGUAAGCUUGGAAAUCUUCAAUUUAUUUCACUCCAGCUUUUGUAUACUGCCAUAAAAUGAGCCCCACAUCAAAAUUCUGAGGGUGGUAUUCACACACACACACACACAAACACACACACAAACACAAAUGUGUGUGCGGUACCUUCACCGAAGGAAAUCAGUCGGGCUGCGAAUAUUAUAAGUGGAAUAGCCACCAGUGCCUAUUAUCUUCCUUGGAGGGAAAGAAUGCUUACAGUUGCCAGUAUAUUAAAAUUAGUCAACGCUGGGAGGAGAACACAAUGAGGGGACAUUUGAACUGUGAGGCCUUUGGGCUCCAGGUAGAAUAAUCGCAUAGACCCAGGAAGGCUUUCUGGCUUAUGGACUGGUUCUUGACUUGGAUUUAUUUUUUCUAGCAUGCAUUUGCUAUCUGAAUACAGGCUCAAUCUAGAGUUUUAUUUUUUUCCUUUAAGUUUGCAUUUGUAUUUCAUGACCAAGAAGGGGUCAAAACAAAACAACAACCACUUACUAUCACCCAGAUCUCCCCUAUCAACACUUAAGGCAAAAUAAAUGUUUAGUGGUUUUCCUAUACCGUUCCUCUUCACCACCAAAUCUACCCCCAGAGUUCCUUUCUCACUCUCACACUCUUCCACGCACAAACUUAUUUGCUUUUCAAUUGCAUCUGAUCCUCCUUUUCUUUUUUUGAAAAAAAGAUACUGCUUGAAAAAAUUUGUUUUUUGCACUAUGUCAUUUCUUUUGCCAGAUGUGUCUAACAAGUGUGUUUGGAGAGACCCACCCCUCAACCCCACAGUCACAUUCUCUCAGGCCUUCUCUGGUAUUUAUAAUAUAUCACAGAAGUACCCAGUCUUAUAGCCCUCAGUUCUGCCUUUUUUUGACAUUUUAUUUUUUUUAAGCUUUUUAUAUAUAUAUAUAAAUAUAUUACUUUGUCAAGUUUUUUUGCUGUACAAAAGUCUUAAGAUUUAAAAAUAUUAUUUGUAUUAUAUGAUGGUGGUAUGUUAAUGUUACAAAAUUAUUAAUGAAGAAAAAAAUUUAUUUUUGUUACUGGUCUGUUUCAUAAUUCUUUUUUAAAUUGGUAUAUUGUAAGAUAUCUAUGCAAAAAAUGUUAUGUGACGCAUUUUUAUUUAAGAAUGUAAUAUGUGUAAUAAACAGUAGAAUGUGUUUGGCCUGGGAA
This is a messenger RNA of Monodelphis domestica (gray short-tailed opossum), 8270 nucleotides long. It is a transcript of the gene KLF7, whose product is annotated as KLF transcription factor 7. Gene Ontology annotation, biological process: regulation of transcription by RNA polymerase II. Gene Ontology annotation, molecular function: DNA-binding transcription factor activity, RNA polymerase II-specific; RNA polymerase II cis-regulatory region sequence-specific DNA binding. NCBI's taxonomy places the organism in Eukaryota, Metazoa, Chordata, Mammalia, Didelphimorphia, Didelphidae. The record is from RefSeq and is a predicted model, not a curated record.